AUGCCAAGCCAGUGCAGGUUAUUGGUGAGGAAUGCGGCGCAGCUGGUGCAGGUCAGUGACAGUGGGGCCCAGUACCUGGGCAAGGCCGAGAUGCAGAGACCGGUCGUGAUCACUGGGGCCAGCAUUGUCAUCAACAGAGAGGGUCUGAUUGAGGCCGUGGGGCCAAAUGAACUGAUCCAAUCCAAGUAUACAGGAGUUACAUUUGACCAAGAAAUCGACGCUUGUGGGAUGUGUGUGCUGCCAGGUUUGGUCGAUGCUCACACUCAUCCGGUGUGGGCUGGAGACAGAGUUCAUGAAUUUGCAAUGAAGCUGGCGGGAGCAUCCUAUAUGGAGAUUCACAGAGCUGGAGGAGGAAUACAUUUCACUGUCGAACACACGAGGAAGGCGUCAGAGGAGGAGCUCUUUGAAAAAUUGAGAGGGCGGCUGUGGCGUAUGGUCAGAACAGGGACCACACUGGUGGAGUGCAAGACAGGCUAUGGCUUGAACUUGGAAACCGAGACCAAAAUGCUGCGGGUGAUUGAACGAGCCCGAAGGGAACUCGAUAUCAGCAUCUCCUCCACAUACUGCGGUGCUCAUUCUGUGCCGAGAGGGAAGACCCCAGCGGAAACAGUGGAUGAUAUCAUUAGAGUUCAACUCCCCAAACUGAAGGGGAUGAUGGCAAACGGUGAAUUUCACAUCGAUAACAUUGAUGUGUUCUGUGAAAAGGGAGUCUUUGACCUGGAUUCCACCAGAGCUAUAUUACAGGCUGGCAAAGAGAUGAAACUCCAGAUUAAUUUUCAUGGUGAUGAGCUCUAUCCAAUGCAUGCAGCAGAGCUUGGUGCUGAACUUGGUGCUCUCGCAAUAAGUCACUUGGAAGAAGUGAGUGAUGCUGGGAUUGCUGCUAUGGCAACUGCAAAAUCGUGCGCCGUGCUUCUUCCAAGUACUGCUUACAUAUUGAGGCUUAAAACACCACGAGCCCGAGACAUGCUUGAUGCUGGAGUGAUUGUUGCUCUUGGUAGUGACUUUAAUCCCAAUGCAUACUGUUGUUCGAUGCCAAUGAUCAUGCACCUGGCAUGUGUCAACAUGAAGAUGUCGAUGAACGAGAGUCUGGUAGCUGCCACCAUCAAUGCCGCUUAUGCCCUGGGAAAAUCCUACUCUCAUGGCUCCCUGGAGGUAGGAAAGCAAGGCGAUCUCCUCAUCAUUAACGCACCAAGGUGGGAGCACUUGAUUUAUCAGUUUGGAGGUCAUCAGGAUCUAAUCAAGUAUGUCAUUACCAAAGGAAAGAUCGCAUAUGAAAAUAAAAGCUGCCUGGAUUAUUAA
This is a messenger RNA of Hemiscyllium ocellatum (epaulette shark), 1299 nucleotides long. RefSeq names its product amidohydrolase domain containing 1 (gene amdhd1). NCBI's taxonomy places the organism in Eukaryota, Metazoa, Chordata, Chondrichthyes, Orectolobiformes, Hemiscylliidae. The record is from RefSeq and is a predicted model, not a curated record. Gene Ontology annotation, cellular component: cytoplasm. The coding region runs from base 1 to 1299 and encodes 432 amino acids. Gene Ontology annotation, molecular function: imidazolonepropionase activity. The transcript is spliced from 9 exons.